Saccostrea cuccullata (small rock oyster) is the source of this 2340-nucleotide messenger RNA. Its product is annotated as glycoprotein endo-alpha-1,2-mannosidase-like. The coding region runs from base 240 to 1625 and encodes 461 amino acids. The transcript has 5 exons. The record is from RefSeq and is a predicted model, not a curated record. Lineage: Eukaryota; Metazoa; Mollusca; Bivalvia; Ostreida; Ostreidae. Gene Ontology annotation, molecular function: alpha-mannosidase activity. Gene Ontology annotation, cellular component: Golgi apparatus.
CUUCGGGAUUCGGUUUAGACUUUCACACCAUGUUAACUUCCGGUGUAGGAUAGGUUGCAUCCAUCAACAUUUGUUAGAUCUUGAGCUUCCACACUAGCUGUGAUUUUUUGACACCCUGGACCAUCACAGGUACAGCUGCACCCGAUACACCUGUUUCAUCCAAUAAUAAUCAGUCAUUCUAACAAAAGAGUUUUAAAGGAAAGGCAACAUUUUCAAAUCAUGGUGGACUAGCGAGAGAUAUGAAAGUUUUGGGUCAAAGGUUAUCAAUCUUCAAAUUUUCCUUGCUUGUCUUCGCUCUCUUCAUUGUUACAUCAUUUCUAUUUAUAUACUACCUGGAUUCGCAUUGGAGACAGCCUAAAAUUAAUUUCAAAGACAAUGCAGAGAGUUCCAAUCCAGAAAAAAAUCAGCAGGAGAAGAGGCAGAUUAUUGUAAAUCAGAUUCCCCCAUUUAUAAAGGCCAAACAACAGCUAUUUGAAAUGGCACUAGACCAUGCUCAACGAGAGGAGGAAGCCUUGAAUAAUAUAAAGCCCCAGACGACCUCUAAACCUCGGCCUUAUAUCAACUACAACGUACACAUCUUCUAUUACCCGUGGUACGGAAAUCCUGAACAUGAUGGAAAGUAUUAUCAUUGGAACCACCCUUAUCUCCCCCACUGGGAGAAAGUAGAGGCGGCUAAAUGGCCCUCAGGGACACAUGUGCCCCCCGAUGACAUUGGAGCUAACUACUACCCUGAGCUGGGCCCCUACAGCUCUAGUGAUCCAGUGGUGGUAGAAGACCACAUAAAGCAGAUUCAGCUGUCAGGAGCAGGAGUUUUGGUUGUAUCCUGGUAUCCACCAAAUGAUGCCGACAACGAAGGAAAACAGCCAGACAAACUGAUGCCUCUUAUCCUUGAUAUGGCGGACAAGUAUCAGUUAAAGGUAGCAUUCCACAUAGAGCCCUUUAAAGGCAGAGACCACAAAACCCUGAAAAAUAACAUCAAAUACAUUGUGGACACCUAUGGAAAACACCCAGCCUUCUACAGAUACUACGACAGACAGAAAAAGAAACUGUUACCUGUGUACUAUAUUUACGAUUCUUACCUUGUCAAGUCCUCGGACUGGGCAGAGCUCUUCACUUCUAGUGGAUCUAUAUCCAUCAGAAACACGGAGUAUGAUGGGGUGUUCCUAGGCCUCCUCGUGGAGAGACAGCACAAGGAGAGCGUGGCUAAUGCCGGGUUUGACGGUUACUACACUUACUUUGCUACGGACGGAUUUACUUAUGGCAGUUCCUGGAAACACUGGAGGGAGAUCAGGAAGUAUGCGAGGGGGAGGAAAAUGCUGUUUGUCCCGAGUGUAGGGCCGGGGUACAUAGACACUAGGGUACGUCCGUGGAAUGGAAAGAAUACACGAUCUCGUCAGGAUGGACAGUAUUAUAGACUCGCUCUACAGAGUGCGUUAGACAUUAACCCUUCCCUGGUAUCCAUUACGUCUUUCAAUGAGUGGCAUGAGGGGACACAAAUAGAAACGGCUGUCCCUAAAGCCACUAAAAACUUCACUUACUUAGAUUAUGGAUCUGAGGGACCUCAGUUUUAUCUCAACCUUACAAGACAAUAUUUAUCGAAAUUUAAAACAGAAGAUUUAACCUAAGUAUAUUUGUCAUUCAAUAGCAUUUUUAGGUACUUUCUUCGUAUAUAAUUUAUUUAAUUUGUUGUUAAAUUGUGUAUUUUUCAGUAAUUUAAUUCAAAUAGAUAUAUUUUUUAUAGUUAUGAUAAAGUGCCAAGUAAUUUAUUCUCUACAUUGUGUUUGACAAAACCAACAAUCAUCAGCUUUGUUCAUUAAUUGAUAUAGGUUUCUGGUUUACAUGGUCAAUAAAAACUAAGUCAACUCAGCUUUUUGGUAUAUUAACUUUACAAGUCAGUUAAUUGACCGAAUGUUCAGUACAUUUAAGGAAUGACUCUAAUUCUUGGCCAAAUUAUUCGAUGAUAACCUGGUUUGGGUCAGUUUACGCUUUUUUAUAAUCCGCGAAUUAGAGUCAUUCCCUAUAAUUUAAUUUUAAAAUAAUUAAACAACUGUGGGUGUAAAAUUGUGUUGCUUUUUAUGAGUUCAAAUUUGCCGCUCAAUAAUACAUCCCUAGUAACGGAAGUGAUAUGAAACAAGGGGAGGUAAUAACUGAUAUACAGAUCUAGCAGCCAUGAUGUUUGUGUACACGAGGUAAGAUCGAGCUACUGUUUGAAGUUAAAGGUACAUUUAUUAAAUCUGGAAUUUCCCAUGAAUUCCAAGGACUGGAAAUGAGGGGAUUGUAUGGAUACAGCUGAUCCAGCUGGUUGUCAAGGGGGUGUGUCCCUAUAUCAAACCAGGUUAU